AUGACUCUGUACGUUACAUACAUGAGUAUAAACUCGCUAAUGGUGAUGCAAAACGCACAUGAUGAUUCUAUCUCCUCGACAAAUUUGUGUAGACAAGUUCUUGAAAGACAUCGUGUAUGUGACCUUGAUUGGCGACUUGCGAUUGUAGGCGGGGGUGGUAUAGCAGAGAAAGGCGGGAAAAGCGCUCGAAAUACAAUCAUCAGA
Molecule: messenger RNA, 204 nt
Organism: Acaulospora colombiana
Lineage: Eukaryota; Fungi; Glomeromycota; Glomeromycetes; Diversisporales; Acaulosporaceae
Source: the annotation of a GenBank genome assembly